Lates calcarifer (barramundi perch) is the source of this 744-nucleotide messenger RNA. Its product is annotated as interferon a3-like. NCBI's taxonomy places the organism in Eukaryota, Metazoa, Chordata, Actinopteri, Centropomidae. The transcript has 4 exons. The record is from RefSeq and is a predicted model, not a curated record. Gene Ontology annotation, molecular function: cytokine receptor binding. Gene Ontology annotation, cellular component: extracellular region. The coding region runs from base 313 to 744 and encodes 143 amino acids. Gene Ontology annotation, biological process: defense response; response to exogenous dsRNA.
AGGACACAUCUCAACCUGCUCUAUACAGAGGAGACUUCUACCUUUUUCAAAAAGAAAAAAUGCUGAACAGGAUUUUGUUUGUUUGCCUGUUUCUGGCUCUGUACAGUGCAGGCUCCUCACUGAGCUGCAGGUGGAUGGAUCAUAAAUUCAGACAGUACAGUGAAAACUCUUUGGAUCUACUAGAUACCAUGGUGAGUUCACUUGUUCACGUGUUGUUUAAAGUCACUGAAUUAUCUUCACUGAGUGAGUUCACUGUGUGUUUACUUCAACACAUGAUGUGUGUGUGUGUGUGUGUGUGUGUGUGUGUGUGUGAUGCAGGUGAAUAAUUCCACUAACAGCACUGAGGAUGCUGAAGUGGAGGACACUGUGGCCUUCCCUAAUGAUCUGUACAGCCAGGCGUCCAAAGCAUCAGCUGAGGAUAAACUUGGUUUCACAGUGCAGGUUCUGGAGGAGAUGGCCGUCCUGUUUGAGGAGGAUCACAGCGCUGCAUCAUGGGAGGAGAGCACAGUGAAGGACUUUGUCAACAUUGUGACCCAGCAGGCUGACGGCCUUCACUCCUGUGUAAACUGGCACAGCCACAAGAAGAAGAACAAGAAGCUGCACAUGUAUUUCAAGAGACUGUCAGGCCACGUCCUAGAACGAAUGGGCCACAGUGCUGAAUCCUGGGAGCUGAUCAGGAAGAAAAUCAAAACCCAUUUAAUGAGAGCUCACCAGCUGGUUUCAUCUCUGCUCACCACCAACUAA